AUGCGGUUCAAAACAUCCAUUCGGAAUAUCCAGACCUUUUCAAGUAAUACCUCCAUACAAGCUUCCAUCAUUCACAAUCUAACAAAAUCUCCAGGGUUAACAACGUCCUUGUCUUCCCUUGGCAAGGUCGCCUGGGUCCGACUCGACGAUGAUUCCGCACGCUUCACCAUCAUUCCCGAGACAGGAACCCAAGUCUGGGCGCUAAGAAAUCAAAGCUCUAUAUCCAUCGACUCCAUCUUCGAAGACUACACCAUCCAAUCCGCCGCCCCCAACAAUAUAAUCAACCUCGAGCUACCCCUACCACCCCUAAGCCGCGCCCUCAAAUCAGCCCUCAAUGCAUCAUCCGCCUCUAUCCGCCUCACCAAAAAGGACGGAGCCCCCGUACUCUCCCUUACAAUCAUCACCAACACCAUCAGCAGCGGCAACAGCGCCAACGGGUUCCUGAAUAACAGUGGAAGUGGAAGUGGAAAUCAAGAUCCAUUCGGCGAUAAUGUGUUUCGGGAAGAGAAUUUGGAUGGAGGGAGGGAUAGAGAAGCGGUCGUGACGCAGGAUAUACCGGUACGGGUCUUGCAAGCAGACAGCGUAGAAGGGAUCCACGAGCCUAAAGUCCGGGAACCAGAUGCGUAUAUUGUACUUCCAUCGCUCAUACAACUCAAAGCGAUUUCCGAUCGAUUCACAAGACUAACCGCCACAUCCACAUCCAACUCUACAUCCAAAGCAUCACCAAAGCUAGAACUAGCGGCGAAUAUGCACGGUGGGUUGAAAUUGAGGGUUGAGACCGAUGCGUUGAAUAUCGAGAGCGUGUGGACCGGCUUGACGAAUCCGGAUUUAGAUCCGGGGCAGGUGGAAGGGGGGCUGGAGGAGUUGCCCAGUGCGAGGCUCAAGGCUAGGGGCCCGGAUGCGUGGGCUAGAGUUAGGAUUGAUGGGCGGGAUUGGGGGAAGGUUCUUAGUGUGGGACGGAUGGAUGGGAGGGUUAUUGCUUGUUUUGCGGAUGAGAAUGCGUUGAUUCUCUACGUCUAUUUGAGCAAUUAUGAUGAUGGCGAAGAGCAUUCUGUGUUGACUUAUUACAUCUCUUCUUUCAGUGUUUAA
This is a messenger RNA of Lachnellula hyalina, 1089 nucleotides long. RefSeq names its product Checkpoint protein hus1 (gene hus1). The record is from RefSeq and is a predicted model, not a curated record. NCBI's taxonomy places the organism in Eukaryota, Fungi, Ascomycota, Leotiomycetes, Helotiales, Lachnaceae. Gene Ontology annotation, biological process: double-strand break repair via homologous recombination; mitotic intra-S DNA damage checkpoint signaling; nucleotide-excision repair. Gene Ontology annotation, cellular component: checkpoint clamp complex; nucleolus; site of double-strand break. Bases 1 to 1089 code for a protein of 362 amino acids. The transcript is spliced from 4 exons.